Molecule: messenger RNA, 726 nt
Organism: Cercopithifilaria johnstoni
Lineage: Eukaryota; Metazoa; Nematoda; Chromadorea; Rhabditida; Onchocercidae
Source: the annotation of a GenBank genome assembly
AUGGAAGAAUUUCGAGGAUUGCAAGAUCAAAUUUAUAUUCAAGUAAAGGGUCAAAGUGUUGCAUUUGGCACUUCACUUUUUGCUUUAUAUCGAAAGAAACGUGGCCUAGGAUAUCCAGGACAAUGCCGAUGUGAUGCCGCAACAACAUGUCCUCCUGGUGAACCUGGUCCACCGGGUGAACCAGGAAUGGAUGGUAUUGCUGGAGAACCUGGACCACCGGGAUUACCAGGAUUACCUGGCAAUUAUCCGGCCGUAAAUGUGGAUAUCACAGCUAACUGCCGUAUUUGUCCACGUGGUCCACAGGGUUACCCAGGUCAACCAGGUCUACCUGGGGAAAUUGGAGAAAAUGGUCCACCAGGGCCACCUGGAUACCGAGGUGAACCAGGAUUUGAAGGACCACCUGGUAAUCCCGGACCAGCAGGUGAACCUGGUGCUAAUGGCAAAAAUGGUGCACCAGGACCACCAGGACAAAGUGGAACACGAGGUACCAAAGGAGAACCAGGACCACCGGGGCCCAGAGGACCACCUGGACCAAAAGGAUUUCCAGGUCCGGAUGGGAAUGAUGGAAAUCAAGGCUUUAUUGGAUCACUGGGACCAGCUGGACCACCAGGUGAACCAGGACCAAAUGGUCCACCAGGUUUCAGUGGUCCAAUUGGUCCACCAGGAGAACCAGGACUUGAUGGAUCCUAUUGUUCAUGCCCACCACGACGUACUACUUCAGCGUGA